Molecule: messenger RNA, 2622 nt
Organism: Chelonus insularis
Lineage: Eukaryota; Metazoa; Arthropoda; Insecta; Hymenoptera; Braconidae
Product: transferrin-like
Exons: 8
Coding region: 180-2360 (726 amino acids)
Biological process (GO): iron ion transport
Cellular component (GO): early endosome; recycling endosome; plasma membrane
Source: RefSeq, a predicted model, not a curated record
GAUUAUAUACGUGAAUAUUUGAAGUAAAAGUGAAAAAGUAGUUGUUAUCAUUCCAUUAUCAGAUUUGAAGAGUUAAGCGGUUGAAGAGUCACACCUAGUUUCCGUACGAGCGUGAAGCAAGAACCAUUUCUUACCUCUAGAAUAACUAAAUUUCUUUUAACUUAUAGAGUUUUUUGACAAUGAAUAUCAUUAUCAAGAAUUUUAUAUUACUUUUUUUUAUGACUGUAACGGAUGCUCAACAUAUGUAUCGGCUAUGUGCACCAGAAUCAAUAAGUGAAACCACUUGCUUCAGUCUAUCUCGAGGUGACAGUCAAGUGUCUUGUAUUCGAGUAACUGACAGCGCCGACUGUGCUAUUAAAUUAAAUGAGAACAAAGUAGAUAUCGGCAUUUUUAAUGCUGAAGAACUCUUAUUAGCUUAUCAGUUUUAUCCAAAUACUCUAACGCCUCUAGCACAGCUUAGGAAUCGCGAAAAGCUUAAAGAUGAUUUUGAGUUUCACACUGUUGCUGUUGUGCCUAUGACUUUCAAUGGCAAUGAAGGUCUCGCCGGAUUAAAAAAUCAAGGAUUAUGUCAUCCAGGCUUCAGUGAAUCCCAGAUAUGGAAUGAUUAUAUCUUGAAAUUUUUUGAAAAAAAAGUGUACAAUAAUGAGUGUCAAAAAGAGUAUACAGCAAGUGAAAAUGAAGCAAGAAAUCUUAAAAAUUUCUUUGGAAAAGCUUGUAGGCCUGGAAUUUGGGUUCCUGAUGCAUCACAAGACGAUGAAUUAAAAAAAAAUUAUCCUGAACUUUGCGAACUCUGUGAUAAUAAAUCUGAGUGUAAAUAUGAAAAUAAUAUACAUCAUGGGCAUAUGGGAGCUUUGGAAUGUUUAACGUCUGGAAGAGGAAAUGUUGCAUACGUUGCAUAUCAUUACGUUCAGCAAUACUUCAAUCUAAAUCAAAGUAAUCCAAUGCCUCUAAUAAAUAAUCCAGGUUACCAGUUUCUUUGUCCUAAUGGUUCUCUUCAACCUUUAACAAAAACAAAUCCAUGUUCAUGGAUUCAGCAACCAUGGAGUGUGAUUUUAACAAGAAAGGACGAUGCUACAGAAAUUAUUUCAAGCCUAAAAGAAUGGAUCGUAGAUCCUUUGACUAAGUCUGAAUCAUGGAAAGUAGCACUUAGUAGAGUAAUUCAAGAAGAUGGAUUGAUUAAUUAUUUCUCUGAGCCACCAAGUCUCCGUUCAUAUCUCAUAACUGGCCGAGAGGUUGAAUUGUCAGAAAAAUCUUGUGGCAAAUCAAUCCGAUGGUGUACGAUAAAUAAAGCUGAAAUGAACAAGUGUAAUUGGGUUAUGAAAGAAGCCGAGUUAUUAGGAAUAGAACCUAAAUUUACUUGUGAAAUAACCAAUUCUACUUUUGAAUGUCUUCAAUAUAUUUCUAAAAAUCAAUCUGAUAUAAUGGCAAUUGAUUCUAAUUAUGGUUAUUUAGCUAGAAGACUUUACAAUUUAUCUACAGUUCUAUACGUUGAAACAGAGAAAGACAAAAAUAGUGCAGUAAUAGCUGUAAUUCGUGAAAGGUCUAAAUUAAUAGAUAAUUUCUCUGAUCUAAAAGACAAAACUAUUUGUUUCCCAGAUUAUGGUGGAAUCGCUUGGCUUUCGUUUAUCAAUAUUGUAAGGAAUAAAAAAUUAAUUGGUGAUACAUGUGACUACCCAAAAGCUGUUGCUAAAUUAUUAUCUGGAGCUUGCACACCUGGAAUUAAUGAUACAAGCCGUUCUGAAGUGAAAUCAGACUUUGAUGCUGUAUCUAUAUUAUGUUCAGCUUGUCCUCUUGAAAAACCUAACUCGACUUGCUCUGCUGAUGCUAAUGUAAAUAUGUAUUAUGGUGAUAAAGGAGCAUUAGAAUGUCUAAAAGGACCUGGAGAUAUUGCAUUUAUUGAAUUAAAAAAUAUAAUUCCUCAAGUUCGUGUUAAGAAGAUUGAACCUAGUGAAUUCAGAGUAUUAUGUAAAAAUGAAAGCUUUGCUGAAUAUACUGGAUUUAAUGUUGAUGAGAAUUGUGCUUUAUCAGUGACUAUUGAUAGUGAGGUAAUUGGUCGUACAAAUAAUUCAAAAGUUGAUUCUAUGGACAUGACAUUUGCCCUUUUAAAAUUAGAGGAUUGGCUUGGUUAUCGUGCGUACUCGCGUCGAGUUAUAAGAAUUUAUGAUUCAUUUUUACCAUACGAUGAUUUAUUAUUUAAAGACUCUACAGUAGGAUUAGAAAGUAAAGAUUCCGAAAUUAAAAGUAUUAUGGCGUAUAAAGAUUUAUUUAAAUUAGUGGAUUCUUGUCGAAGUGCAAGCGUAAGAAUUUUUUCUUACCUGUUCCUUAUUUUAUCAACUUUGAUUGUAUUAUGCCUUUGCUAAGUGCAGAAAUUUUUAUAAUUAUCGAAUAUUAAAAAAUAUACAUACAUAAAUUAUAAUGUUAACAACAUUAAGGGUUUAUUUCUUUUAUACUGGUUAAAUUAGUUAGUAUUUAUGACAAUAAGUUUUUGAUUAAUAUAAAUCGAAAGUUAUUACUGCUAAAAUGUAUCAAGGUUCAAGGCUCUAAGAUUCUGGUGGAUCAAGUGUAAGGCUUUCUUGGACUAGAAAAAAAUGUUUGAAUAAAGAGAUUAAAAAAAUUAGAUUA